Oldenlandia corymbosa var. corymbosa is the source of this 1815-nucleotide messenger RNA. The record is from the annotation of a GenBank genome assembly. Lineage: Eukaryota; Viridiplantae; Streptophyta; Magnoliopsida; Gentianales; Rubiaceae.
UGAAAUUUGUCAUCCUACAAUUCAAUUAUUGGGACCAUUAUUACUAUUAGCCAGUACAUAGUACCAAAUGGUAGCCAUAAAUAUCAGAUCUCAUUCGGUGUGUUCUGCUGAAUUUGUGAAUCAUUAUUGUUCCCCUUUUGAACAUCCUCGUAGGUUCAAGUAACUCAAGAGUGUCAAAACUAGGAAAAAGGGCGGGAAAAAUAAAGAAGAAUUGUUAAUCAAUUCAAUUUCAUGGCCUCCAACACCAAAGUAGUUCAUGCUCUAGUUCUGCCUUAUCCUUCUCAAGGCCACAUAAACCCAUUGCUCCAAUUCUGCAAGCGUCUUGUUUCUAAAGGGGCGAAAGCCACAUUUGUUAACUCUGUUUUUCUCUCCAAAUCCAUGCAUGCGGACCCCAAAAGCUCCAUCAAUUUCGAAACCAUUUCAGAUGGGUACGAUGAAGGGGGUUGGCUAUCAGCAGAAAGCGCCGAGAUUUACCUCGACAACUUGCGAACCGUGGGUUCCAAAACCUUGUCUGAGCUCAUCAAGAAGCUCCAGGACAAUGGCCAAGUUAUUGAUGUUGUGAUUUAUGAUUCCUUCUUGACUUGGGCUCUUGAUGUUGCGAAAGAAUUCGGGAUUGUGGCUGCUGCGUUCUUCACUCAAACUUGUGCUGUAAACAGCGUUUAUUACCAUGUCUACAACGGCCUUCUUCCGGUUCCUCUGUCGGGUUCCCCUGUUUCGCUCCCUGAGUUGCCGGUUCUUCAACCUGAGGAAACUCCGUCUUUCGUGUACCGGCCGGAAGAUAAUCCCGCUUUCCGCGACUUGCUUGUGAAUCAAUUCUGCAACGUUGAUCAAACCGACUGGGUCUUUCUCAAUAUUUUCGACAAAUUGGAGGAAAAUUUGCUGAAUUGGAUGGGGAAACUCUGGCGGCGAGUUCGAACUGUCGGCCCGACAGUUCCGUCCAUGUACUUGGAUAAGCGAUUAGCAGAUGACACAGGUUACGGAAUCCAUCUCAGCAAGCCAGAAUCCAGCUUAUGUAUGAACUGGUUAAACAGACAAGAAACUGGUUCGGUUGUUUAUGUUUCCUUUGGUAGCUGGUCACAGAUCAACGAGGUACAAAUUGAAGAAAUAGCUUCGGCAUUGAAACAAAGCGGGUUCAAAUUCUUAUGGGUUGUGAGGGCAUUUGAAAAGGAAAAGCUUCCUAAAACAUUCACAGAGGAGACGUCGGAUCAAGGCCUGGUUGUGACAUGGAGUCCACAACUUGAGGUAUUAGCCCAUGAAUCCUUGGGCUGUUUUGUGACUCACUGUGGGUUCAAUUCGGUUCUGGAGGCACUGUGUUUAGGAGUUCCGAUGGUGGCAGCGCCGGUGUGGACAGAUCAGCCCACCAAUGCGAAGUUGAUUGAGGAUGUUUGGGGAGUUGGAAUAAGGACUAAGAAAGACGAGCAAGGGAUAGUGAGGAAGGAAAGUCUGGUUUCAUGCUUGGAGGAAAUUAUGGAGGAGGGAUCAGAGAAAGGGAAACUGAUCAAAGAAAAUGCUGCCAAAUGGAAGAAUUUAGCUAAGGAAGCUAUUGAUGAAGGUGGGAGUUCAGACAAGAACAUUGAUGACUUUUUAGCCGACUUAGCUAGUUAGAUUUGGUCAGAACUCAGAUAGAAUAAACUUCCAAGUCUGCAACGAUGAAAUUGAUGGUUGCUAGCAUGCCAAAGUAGUCAUUAGUGGUCCGAAUUUUCUCAUCAGUCUUAAAGUGAGAGUCUAAAAAAUCAUGUACCACGGAAUCAAAAUGCAUAUUAUUAUUUAAAUAUUAUUAUUUAAGAAUUACAUGUCGUUGCAAUUUGUUUGUUC